Messenger RNA from Haliotis rufescens (red abalone), 1751 nucleotides. RefSeq names its product dorsal-ventral patterning tolloid-like protein 1. Lineage: Eukaryota; Metazoa; Mollusca; Gastropoda; Lepetellida; Haliotidae. The record is from RefSeq and is a predicted model, not a curated record. The transcript has 8 exons. Bases 274 to 1425 code for a protein of 383 amino acids.
CAGUAUGUUGUUGUUCAGUGUUUGUUCAACGUGACUGAAGUUCGCCGCGCCAGAAUAUGAUAUCCACCCCAGUGUUUACUUGUUCUAAAAAUAGACACGUCGUCUCACAUUUUGCCCCGCUUUAAAAUGUGUACCUCCACACAACAGUCUUUUGAUAUACAUGUUUACUAAACCCUUGGGCUUCACGUUCAUGGACUCCAAACUCUGCUUCCCUGUCUGGAGUAGAGAAUACGACAACGCCCGCUUAACCGUCGCCAUCCACAUUCCCUUGCCAUGGAUAGGACAUGGCGACAUGGAUUACACUUCGUUCUUCACGGGCUACUUUUGUGUUCAACAGCUGUUCACUCAGAAACCACUACAACCACUCCUGGUGUUUGCGGCCCCCUGCAGUUAACCGCUGGAUCUCAAGCCAGAAACCUUACAUCACCAGGCUACCCCAGCAAUAUCAAGAAAAACCUCAAUUGCAAGUGGGAUGUCACCGCUAGGGAUGGAGAGAGGGUUCAAGUUGUCGUUCUUGAUAUCGACAUAUUAGAUAUUUCCAGCUGCCGGACGGAUUAUGUCAAGGUUUAUGAUGGAAUCGCCCCAAACAGUCCACAGCUGGAAGUUCUUUGUCGCUUCAGACUAGGAAAUGUCACCAUUACUAGUUCAGGAAGAUACAUGAGGAUUGAGUUGAAAACAAACUUCCUUGUGUUUGGCAGAGGGUUCAAGUUGAUAUACACUGGUGGUAGAUUUCAAGUGAACCGACAGGGUGAUCUUACUGCCAAAAGUUACAUUCAAAGUAUAUUGUCACCUGGCUACCCAAGGUUUUACGAAGGGAAUUUCGGUCUUACCUGGAGGAUAUAUUCAGGAUCAUUGGCAAACGUCAUUCGUAUGACUGUUGGACAAUCCCAUCUUCCGUACAACUAUAAGUGUACCAAUGAUUACUUGGAAGCAUACGAUGGCUAUGACACGUCAAGCAGAUCUUUGGCAAAGUGGUGCGGAGACGAGAGUCCAUCUAAUUAUAAAGACAGCUCCGGGUCGUACAUGUUUAUAAAGUUUCAUGCCAGUGGUACUGCGAGCCGUGGUAUAUAUGUGAUCAGUUAUAAACAAGUAUCGAAACCGGCGCCUGGCAAGAGCGCCAGUGUACCCUCCAUUGUAAUCGUGACAUGUAGCGUGAUUGCGAUAGCUCUCAUGGCCACCUACAGUGUUUGGAAAAUUCGCCAGAGACGAAACAACCGUGCACCAAACACUAAUCGUGCUACAGUGGCCACUGCAAUGUCUCCCAAUCCAAUAGAGUCAGUACACUUUCCCCACCCCGAGGCGGUGAUGCCUUCUACGGGAACAAGAGGCACAAUAGAAUUGCCACCUUACACCAGCGUUGAUGAAACCCUACCUCCUCCCUCGUACGAAAGUCUGGGGUUUGGACCGAACAGUGAGAAAUACUGAUCUGAACCAUACUCAACAAGUCGUGUCUUCAUAAACGUUUCGAGUUCCCCACAAGGAAGAUAUAACACCUUCUUCAAGAGGUAUCAGGGCUUUCUUCUUAAACAGCACCGUUGAAUGCCUUCGUGAUAGGAUGUAUUUUGGACUAAUUAAAAAUACUGGUUUCUUAAACAACCUAGGGACCGUUGUACAGAACGACCUAAGCGCUACGACUGUCGUAAGUCUAUGUUAAAGGGGAAGUGUACACGCAAAAAUCACUUUCUUUCUUUUUCUAAACAAAACGCAAUUUUAGAAUUAAUUAGUAUCUGUGUUUGAAAAUAUACACUCAU